Messenger RNA from Pristis pectinata (smalltooth sawfish), 1997 nucleotides. RefSeq names its product BSD domain containing 1 (gene bsdc1). Gene Ontology annotation, cellular component: cytoplasm. Lineage: Eukaryota; Metazoa; Chordata; Chondrichthyes; Rhinopristiformes; Pristidae. The record is from RefSeq and is a predicted model, not a curated record. The coding region runs from base 45 to 1397 and encodes 450 amino acids. The transcript has 11 exons.
CGUAGGGUGAAAGGUCAGGUUAUCGAUGACAUCAUCGCGGGAAGAUGGCGGACGGGGAAUCUGGCGGGAGUUGGUGGGGCAGCUGGAUACAGGAAAGCCUCCAGUCAGUCAAAGAAAAGUCAACUGAAGCACUGGAAUUUAUGAAGCGGGACCUUGCAGAAUUUUCACAUGUAGUGCAACAUGACACAGCUUGUACAAUUGCCGCUACUGCUAAUGCAGUGAAGGAAAAGCUGAGUGCGGAAACUUCUACAGGAGCAGGGCAGCAAGUCAAAAAAGGAUUAUCCAACAUUCUUGGAGUCCUCUCGGACACGUUUGCACCUCCUCCAGACAAAACCAUUGACUGUGAUGUUAUAACAUUGGUUGCAACACCCUCUGGCACCACAGAACUCUACGACAGUACUAAGGCUCGACUUUACAGUCUUCAGGCUGAUCCAGCCACGUACUGCAAUGAACCAGACGGGCCCUUGGAGCUCUAUGAUGAGUGGGUGGCUGAUUUUAAUCUUGAUGAUCAAAAAGGGGAAAUCUCCAGCCUGUUGGUGAACAGCCCUUCAGUCCGUGCACUUUACACAAAAAUGGUGCCAGCUGCAGUGUCGCAUUUGGAAUUCUGGCAUCGAUACUUUUAUAAAUUACAUCAGUUGGAACAGGAGGAAACCAGGAGAAUAGCAUUGAAGCAGAGAGCAGAGCAGACUUCUCAUUCAGAGGAGCUUAGGUGGGAGGAAGAAGAGGAUGAAUUCGUUGGGGCCUUGCCUCUUAACAUGGACCUUCACCAUUUGCCACAAACCUCAGUGUUACCUGCACAAUCUCCAGUCUCGUGCUCCAGAAUAGAGAACUCUCUUGAACUCCAGAGCGUUGAUGUUACUGAUGUUGGCCAAACAUCAUUGAAACACCAAUCUGUAAAUGCUGAACAAAACCCUGUAGAACUUCAGUUGAAAAGCCAGAUCUCCACUUCCAGUGAGACAUCUAGGUCUGAGGAGACUGUGAAAGAGGUUGCAGAGAAUGAAGCAAAAACCACUGUGGAAUUGGUGGCUGAGCAGGAAAUGAAGCCUAAGAUUCCCAAGACCAAGGAAAGGCUUUCUACCUUGGCCAAAGAUGUAAAUGGAUCAACGAAAGAUCAAAAGACAAAGGACACUACUGUAGUAAGUGAGGCAAAGAAUACAGUUAGACUAGAGGCCACUAAAGAUGAUGGACCAAUUGAUUUGAGAGUGUAUGAACUCAAUUCAGACAGUGGAAAGUCAACACCUUCCAAUAACGGCAAGAAAGGGUCGAGCACAGACAUCAGUGAGGACUGGGAAAAAGACUUUGAUCUGGACAUGACUGAGGAAGAGGUCCAGUUAGCACUGUCCCGGGUGGACGUGACAGAUCAGCUGGAAGAUGAAGAUUGGGAAGAUUGGGAAUAAAUGCAAUUGUACCUUGCUUUUCCAGCUCCUUUCUUGAAUUGAAUUUUUUCUGAUGUAAUGGACUUGGUGUUUAUAUUCUUAGCCCGUAGUGUAUAUACAGGUAUUGUAUGCCAUUGCUUCAAUAAGCUUGUGUGACAUCUUUUUUACUGCAUGCUAUUGUAUCAUAUACAGGCUUUUUAGCAUGUAAUUCCAGAGAACUCUGAGCAUGGUUUAUAAUUGUUAAGACUAAAGUUCUAUUCAGUGAGAGACAUUACUAUUACUGUUUCUAAUGAUGUUUUGUUUCCUCGUAAUUAACAGCUGGUUGGUUGUGCAAUAUAUAUUUUAAAUUAUACAUGCAUUUUCUAGCUUUCAGAUAUGGGAAACCAUUAGUUUUGUAAUUCAAAUUCCCUUAGAUCUUUUACAGAUUUGCACUUGCAUCUAUGAAACUUAAAUUAUACAAAGUUAAUUCACUAAUGCAUUCUCUGUUUAAAAAAGCACUUUUUAAAUAAAAACGUCAGCUAAGAUGCUGAUGGGAAGUUGAAUUUCUCCAUUUAGAGUAACAAUGAAGCAAAUGCUCUUUUGAUAGGGGAGCGUUCCAAAAUAAAAGUAAAAAUCAUUUGA